UCCUCAAUCAAUAGCGGAAUGCCAGAGUUCAAUGUUUCGUUGUCUCCUUAAUAUAUUUUAAAACCCAUAGUAAAACCAAGGAAAGCGUGACAGAAUCAGCAUUUCAUUAAGGAUAUGGUAGAAUCUUUCCACAGGAAUGCAAAACAUUAUUCCACCCCAAGUAGUAAAACCAGCCAUCUUUGUUUGUUUACUUAGUUCACUCAACGAAUAAGACCGUACUGAGUAAGGAGCACAAGAGAGGCAGCCCUAGAAUAUUUAAUGUGAUCUUGGCGGCCUAUAGAGAGAAUGGCAGAUGAGGCCGCAAGACGACGUGAGCUUCGCAGACGACGCAUUUUAGAAAAUGCUGAGGAAAGAAAGAGGAAGAUUUUUGGGACAUCCUCAAGUGAUAUCGUCGAUACCACUAAAGAGAAUGACCAGCAUAAAUCUGCAACCAUCCAGGAUGAUGCAACAUCCUUCUUAAGCAAUUCUUCUCAGAAGGAGGAAGAGGGAAGUAGCAAUGAUGUAACCUGUGCACAGGAUACAAGGACAGCAACAAAUAUAAGUGACUUUCACUUACAGAAUUCUGUUGUAGAAAAUAAUUAUGAGACUGAACAUAAUCCACUUAAUUUUAGAACUGAAAAUGGGAUAGAUUCUGUACCUGAAAUAGCUGAACAUAUAAGAAACAUUAACAACCUGAUGGUAAAUAGUGCUGGUAAUUCAAAUUUCACCACCACUCCAAGCCGAAAGGUUAAUAGUUGUGACGUCCAGUCAGCCACCUUGGUUGGGGCUCUCAGUACACCCAUUGUGCCUGUUAUUCUUGCCUUAUUUGUAUGUAUUUUACUAAGUGUAAAACUUGAAUAUGUUGUGUCCAAUAGCAUUGCUUUACCAUUUUUGCUGUGGGAAGCUCAUCACAUGUGGUGCAUGAGACAUGUCAUUGAAGCCUCAUCCCAAGGUGUGGGAGGCCUGUUAGGGCUUGCUCUUGUUUUGUGUGGGGUACAGCAAUCAGCAGUAAGGAAGAUGAUGCAAGUAUCAACUAUUUUUAGGUGUGUUUUUGAAGACUUUGCUUUUUACAUCUUGACUGUUGUCAUUUGGUACUGGAUAAUUGGACUUCCUGGUUCAGCUCAUUCAGCAAAAGAUAUUGUGGAAACAGAGAAUAGUUUUAUGAGCACUGCAAGUGAAGAUAAUACCUAUACUAGUAUGGAAGAAUUUUAGUGCUUGAAAGUUUAUUGCUAUUGUGCCAAUCCUGUUAUUUAUGCUUUGCCUUACAAUAAGAAAUGCUAUAUCAUUGUACAUAAGGGGUUUAUUUCUUUUGUUACAACUAAUGACAGGAUGUUAAUGCUUAAAUAAAUAUAUAUUUAGAUAUAUAUGAUCAUAGAUACUGUAAACCAACUUUCUUCUUUGACAACAAGCUUUCCCAAAUUUAUGAAAGAAAUGUACUUGUCAAAGGUUUGUAGAGGUCAUAAAUAUUUUUCCUUGUAUAUAUUCGACAAUAGAUAAUGCAAAGUACUAUACUGUACAAUCAUAUGCCUUGACUCACAAUUACAUUUGCAAUUGAGCUGUAGUGUAACAACAUUUCUGUUCCACCAAAAGCAACCACAGAUAGUAAGAAAGGUACAUCUGCAUGCUUUUCCAUGCUUUUAAUAUUUUUCUUUGGUGACUAACUUUAAACUGUAUUAAUUUUUUUCUUUGGUGACUAACUUUAAACUAUAUUCAUUUUUCCAUAGGCAUUACAUACAUAUAUUUACAUACAAUGCAUUUAUAUAUGAAAAGUUUUAUGUUUUUAAUGCUGAUAUAGUUUAUGCAUCUUGCAUUUUAGUAAAAAGAAAACUAAACAGUUGAAAAAUUUAUUUAUUUCCUUGUACAGUACAGUCUUGACUACAAAUUUGCUUCAGGGGUUUCAGGGCCUUGUGAAAGUUUCUUAUACAUGGAAGAAGUUGGUAUAUAGUACUUUAUCACACACACACAUGCAUGUAUAGUCAAUUUUGUCAUUUGAUGGUCCGCACAUAAGUGCAAAUGUAAAUGUAACCAGCCUACGUAACAUAUCCAUUUCACAAGUUUUUUCUCCACAGUUGAUUUUGUGACAGUGCCUCAAUUGCUUGUGUGAUGUUUUUAAGUUGUGAGUGCUGAGUUUUUCAUUUUGCUUUUACAUCUAAAUAUUUCUGUGAUUUCCUCAGGAGCCCCUAAAGGCUAGAAAUUUGUGUAACCUUUAUCAAAACUUCCCAGGGAUUGGGUUUUGGAAGAGCCAAAUGCUUUGUAACAUGGGAACUUUUACAGCUAUCACCCUUUUUGGGCAUGUAUUGACUUUGGCCUAGAGAAAGGUAGUUUUAUGGGCUCUUCUGGUUACGGUGAUUGCCAAGGUAUAGUGUAAGAAAUAAGUAGAGAAAGAAAGAAGUUGUGUAGUUGAGGAUAAAGAAUGGAAAGAGGGUAAGAAGAGAGAAAAUAGGAGGUACAAGUUUUUUGAAGUCCAUUGAUCAUUGUAAUACCAGAAUAAAUCUGGGGGAGAGAAAGAGAGACAGUAUAAGCAAUAUUUAAAAAAAAUUGGGGGGAUCCUUUUUAUUUGGUAUUUGACUGACUUCUGUUUGGACAAUUACUUUUGCAAAAUGUUGAUGCAGAUUAGUUUAUUAUUUCAUGACAUAAGCCAGAGGAAUUUAUUUAUAGUUUGAUUCCAUAAUCAUCGAGUUACAGGAUGCUCAGAAUCUGACUAAAUUCCCUUGUCCCUGGGUUAGUUUGGCUAGUAGAUUCCUUGAACUUGGCACAAGUUAACUUAGUUCUUGCUUGUAUACUUCUUGAAUUUCAAUGUUUUGCUCCUCCAGUCUUUAGAAGGUAAAUGGUAUCCUUCCAGCUGUUGCUUUCACCUCUCUAUAUUUUUAUUUAAUUCUAUGAAAGUAACUCCAAAGAUCCAGACAUUAUUUUUUACUUUUUGUAUACUUUACAAUAAUGAGUUUCGUAUCCAGAAUCAUUGGGACCAAGAGUAUUCUGAUUAAAUCCAGAAUUAUGAGGACCAAGAGUGUUCUGGAUACCUGAUGUUUAUCUUGAAGCAUCACCGAGGUUAUUUCAGACUUGCCAAAUUUUUAAUGGUGAAAAGUCAUAUACUUGAUUAAUAGGAAAAAGACUAUACACAUUAGGAGUAUUGAAAAUAUUAAGGGAACUUAGUGAUAUGUGGUAAAGAAAGCUGAACAUACCUGAGCCUAACAAAGCAGUCUGUCAUAUACCUAUAAGCUUUAUGAAUUAUGUAUAUCAUACAUAUAGGUAUGGACUGCAUAUGAAUUCAUUUAAAAACUUCAAGAAAAGUAAUGCAGUGAUUUGUAAAUGAAAAGGUUAUAUAUUUUAUUCUCGUGUGUCUGGAAUCCUCAUUGUAGGCUAGUGUAAACUAUGCAUAGCCUAGACUAAUGUAUAACAUUUCAUUAUGGAAGAACCAUAUUGGAUGAUGAAGGAAAGCAACUGAAUGAAGAAUACAGUCAGCAAUUUAAUUUAGUAAUUAACAGUAAAAUGAAAAGUCAAGUGUGCUUAAUUCCCUGGACUUUUGACAGGUUUUGAAAGCAGAUUAGGUUAUCCCAAUUAACUUAGCUUUAUGGAUAAGUAUUUGAUGCAGGGAUAAGGUGGCCUACUUUUUAAAGUAGUAAAACAAGGUUCAUAAGAAUUGACUGAAGUGGUUAUUAAUAGGAAAUAUAUUUUGUUAAAAUUAAGAGACUAAAUGUUUUACUGAUAAUAGUUGAAUUAAGCCUAAAACUGGUACAGUAGACUACUAUAACAAUUAAAAGUUUUUUUUUUUUUUUUUUUUUUUUUUUUUUUUUUUUUUUUUUACUAGAUUUCAGACGGCAGAAAUCAAGUCAAGUAGCUAUAUUUUACUCGGCGUUAGCAGUUUUCUUCCUUACAGUAUGGACAUUUAAUUACUAGUAAGGUUUUUAGCAUAAACUUAGCUUUAUGAUAGAUUAUUAUUAUUAAAACAGCCAUCAAAGCAAAGGAAAAUCUAAUCAUCAAAUUAUCACUAUCAUAUUUGUUAUCAAUCACCAUACAGUGGGUAAAUCAGCAAAGAAACCGUAAAUUUCUGUGAUUUAGCAGCCUAUGUGUCAUCUGCAGGUAACUCACGUCCACUUGUAACUACAGUCAGUAAUACCAUAUAUUAAAGAUAUGGUUUAGCUAAAAAAAUUUAUUAUUAUUAUUAUGAUUGAGGUUUUAUUAUAUUACUACGUAUAGUACUUUGGAGCCAUGUAAACUUUCCAUAAGGGUUAGUUGUGCAAUAACAAUUGUGGAUGAUGUUUAUGUAAUUUUUCUGGCUGUAAAUAAUUCUUUUAUUGGCCAACAGGCUUUAUAACCUCCAGAUAACUGUUUCCAGAUAGAUGAAAUCUGGAUACAAGGCACUUCUCUGCAUUAUUUUCCCCUUGAUGCUUGCUUCUUUGGAAAAUCUGCUGUGGACAUCUGUUCAUAAAAUUCAGAUUUAUAUUCUCAGAAAAUAUUAAAUGCAUUUUGCAUGCAGCUGUAUAUGUGUAUUAGUCAUCUGAUUAAAUGCUGAGCAUGCUACUGUCAAGUGUUUGUAAAAACUUUAGGCAACAAACAUUAAGAUUUUAUAGUUUUUGUAUUCAUCUUAAUAAAUAUUUCUCUUCAACUGGUAGAUAAUGGAACAUACGUACUCCCAAAGGAUGUGGAGAUAUAUUGCUAUCAGUGGUUUUACUAUCUCUUUAUUUCAAGAUGCAAAAGGCCAUCAACAGUAAGUGCAAUGAGGUAAUAAGAUUCAAAGAGUUACAGAUACAUAAAGAAGGGAGCAGUUUUGAGUUUAAUGGAAGUCUGGGCAAAAUUAGUUUUUAUUGGUCAGUUGCAAUGCCAGUAUGUUCUUGCUGCAUUGUGUCAUCCUUGGUUUUAUUUAUUGGGGAGGUUGAGGAGUUUCUGAUGGUUUGGCGGGCAUAACAAUUUGCUGAGGUGUUGGGGGCCAGACUUUUCAUCCGUUUGGAUUCCCCUAGCUCUGUCUCUCAUUGGCAUUUGAUUCCGAUUGGUUUUUAAUGUCUCUCUUUGUCUCUAUGCCCUUCAUAAGCUUUUGGUUUUUGCCUAUUGCUCAGUUCUUUUCUGCCAGUUAACAACUGAACUUCAGUUGUUGUUAUCCAUAUGAUGAAGUAUUUAUUAUUUUGGUAGCAUUCACACUAUUUCUAGAUACCUUACGUCUAUUUAGACCUGUUUUUCACUGAUUACGACAUUAUUCCUGAUUAUGUCUAACUUUAGACAUUGGCUUCCUUAUUUUCAAUGCAUGUACUGAAGAAGAGGAAACUUUGGUGAUCUUUCACCAUCUAGAAAUCUGUGCUCAUCUUUUCACCUUUGGAUUAUCAUCUUUUACCUCGAGCCACAGUGCAGGCAGUCCCUGGUUAUUGGCGAUGGUUCUGGUUUCGCCAAGGUGCCGAUAAUCGAAAACUGCCGUUAAUCGAAACUCGGCCAAGUUUCAGUUGAUUGCACCUCUGUUAGGUAUAUUAUGUCGCCAUAACUCUAUUAUCAGCACCUUAUGGUGCCAGUAACCGAAACUUGGGCAGUUGUGGCACCACAAAUCACCAAUUUUAUGACGUACAACAAGCGCCUUAAAACCGGGUCGCCAUUAACCAAGUCCGCUGAUAACCGGGGACUGCCUGUACCAGAGAUAGCCUCAGAUCUUCAAAAGAAGUCUACUCAAGAUCUUCUGGCUUAGUCAGCCAAACAUCCCAAGGAGCCAACCUCGUUUGGUGCUAAGACUGUCUCUCCUCUUCAACAGCAGCCUUUUUGUGGCAGUAGGGCAAAAUUCCAGCCCAGACCUUGCUCAAAUGAGCACUCAGUCCAACAGAUUAAAAAUGCCCCUCAAAACCUUCCUCUCAUAAGCGAAGAUCCUGUCCUCUCUCAUAAGUGAAGAUUCUGUCCUUUGUGUGCCAGUGGGAGCCAGACUUCUCCAUUUUUGGGAGGAAUGGAAAGCCAGAGGUGUAGAGCAGUGGAAUUCAAUUGUGCUGAAAGAGGGCUACUUUCCAUUCAGGGGGAAUCCACCCUAAGUGUUGACACCCAUUGCAUUGACAGGCUACUAGGUAGGCUUAGAGCGGUGCUCAACCCUUAUGGAAGAGGUCUCAUCUCUUCUCAAGAAAAGAGCAGUAGAGGUGGUCGAGGAUGUCAGCACAGGUUUUUUAUAAAUCAGUUUGUGGUCCCCAAGUCGUCCGGGUGUUGGAGACUUGUCUCAAUGUCAGCGCCCUAAGUUUCUUCAUUCAGAAAACUAAAUUCAAGGUGGAAAUGAACCAGUCAGUUCUGUCAUCCAUUCACCAGGCCAACUGGAUGGUAAUCGUCAAUAUGCAGGACUCCCACUUCCAUGUCCACAUACAUCUGGACUCCAGGAAAUACUACCUCAGGUUCAUGUUUCAGGGAAGUGUCUUUCAGUUUGAGGCUCUGUGCUUCAGCCUCUCUACAGCUGAAGUUUUCACUCGUGUUCUUGCCCAUCUCGCGAAAUGGCUCCACCUCAUGGGCAUCGACGUCUUCCUAUACCUAGAUGAUUGGCUUCUUCACUCUCCUUUAAGAGCACAGUGCAUAGAGAACCUAUGGAAAACCCUCCUCUUGGCCCAGGAGUUGGGUUUACUCAUUAACCUAUCAAAUUUCAAUUGACUCUGACUCAAGUAAUUUUCUAUUUGGGGAUGACAAUUGUCUCUUGAGUUUUAGAGCUUUUUCAUCCCCCAAAAAGGAUCCAAUCGUGCCUUCAGACGGUCCAUAGCAUCCUCUCUCUCCUGUUCUGUUUGGCUAACAGGUGGGUGAGUCUUAGGAACCCUCUCAUCCAUCGAGAAGUUCGUCAGUUUAAGAAGACUGCAUGAAGGUGCUGCAGUUCUUCCUGAAGGCCAGUUGGAACAAGAAAAAAACACCUGGACUUGUUUGUAUUUCCCCCAGAAAUCAAGGACUGGUGGUGGUGGCUUUCAGAAAAAGGCUUUUAGAAGGGAAGUUCCCUUCCUUUUAGCCCCAACCUAGCCUUGUACUCAAGACAUUUCAUAUCUGAGGUGGGGUGCCUUUUCUGGAAGACAUGGAAGUUUCUGGGAUUUGGUCACCAGAAGAGAGGAACCUUCAUAUCAACAUAAGGGAAUUGAUGGCUAUACGUACAUUUAGGUCUUCAGUCAUUUGCAAAAGUGACGUUCAACAAGAUAAUAGUGGUCCAUUGGGACAACAACACCGCUCUGUCCUAUGUAAAGUAUCAGGGAGGUACUCGCUUCUUCUCCCUCUACAAAGCAACAGACGACAUCUUUUUUGGCAAAGAAGAUAGGGAUGAGAUUCAUUCACGGCAAGUUGAGUUUGUUAGUGGACGAGCUAAGUCAUCGCAGGCAGGUCCUGCCCACGGAGUGGACUCUAGCUUCACAGGUAUGCUGUUGAUACACCUUUUUGCAACAUCAAGGAACCAUUGCCUCCUGUUGUUAUGUUCUCCAUCUCAGGGCUCUCUUGCAUGGGCGACAAAUGCCAUACUGCAGGAUUGGUCAAACUUGGACCUGUAUGUCUUCCCACCAUUCAGCAUGGUCAGGGAAGUUUUAAACAAGUUUUUUAACUCGCUACAGUGCUUCAAUGACCCUAGCGACUUUUCUGGUUCCUGGACCUCUUCAGACUUCGGGUGGACUUUCCAUGACUUGCCACAGAGAUCAAGUCUUCUCAAAGAGCGAUAUUUCCAACGAUUCCACUGAGGUCUGUCUGCUCUUGUUCUGACAGCAUUCAGACAGUCAGCAGACUUGUCAGAGUGAAGGGUUUUUCAAGACCAGCUGCAGAGGAGAUUGCAAAGUGUAGAUGCCAGUCUUCUUCUAGGGUCUACCAAGCUAAGUGGGCAGUAUUUAGCAGCUGGUGUAGAAGACAUACUGUCUCAUCUAGUCAAACCUCUGUGACACAGAUUGCAGAUUUUCUGCUUUUUCUUGAGGACUUGCAAAGGUUUAUCUUUUGCUAUCAUCAAAAGAUACAAAGCCAUGCUAGGUUCUGUAUUUAGACACAGAGGCCUGGAUCUAGGAUCUAAUCAGGAUAUCAGCGAUUUGAUCAAGUCCUUCGACUCGGCAAACCAAAGUAAGACGGACUCAGUCACCUGGAAUCUGGAUGUUAUCCUCAGGUAGCUUUUAGGUCCUCCAUUUGGGGCCCUUCACUUCAUCUCUCUUUAAGAGACUUGACAAGGAAAACUUACUUUCUUGUUGCUUUGGGUAUAGCCAAAAGAGUCAGCAGUUACAGGCCAAAGAUAAAAUUAUGAGUCUGAUUCCCCCAAGGAGAUGUGGUCUGCUCUUUUAUCUUGGAUUUUCUGGUGGUUUUCUUGCUAAGAACAAGACUCCUUCUAAGCUCUGGCCCCAUUCUUUCUUUCAUCAAGAAUUUGAUAGACAUUCUUGGUGUAGAAGAAAGAUCUAUUUGUCCAAUAAGGGCAUUGAGGUAUUACUUGAAUUGGACUGAGAAGAUCAGAGGUCCCUCUAGUAACCUCUGGUGUUCCAUUAAAAAUUCUUCUCAACUGCCUUCCAAGAAUGCAAUGUCAUUCCUUUUAAGAGCUGUCACUACCUCAUUGACUUUUAAACAUGUGUCCAUAUCUGCAAUUCUUUGGUCAACCUUUUUGGAAGUGUAACUCGUGUUUGUGAUGCAUUAUGUACAAGGAGUGGAGACUGUUCCAGAACGGUAGUGUCCUGGGUCCAUUGUCUGUGACUGGCAUGGUAUUGGGGAACAAAGCAUAAUAGUUAUUCACCUAUUGUCCAUCACUUUGCCUGUAUAUUGGCUGUUGAGUCUUGGGCAGCCUGGGGUUCAUGUACCUGGAAUACCAGUAUUUUAUUGGUUUGGUAAUGGUUUUUUUUAUUUUGUUUAGGUGAUGGGUUGUCUGGUUAUCUUUUAUUAUAGCACUGCAAGGGCAAGGGAAUUUUUGAAGUUUUGCUAGCCAUUGGAUAACUCCUUUGCUGCAUAACUCCACUGAGGCUUUGCUAGCCAUUAGAAUACUCUUUCGCUACAAAGCUCCCACUGAAGUAGAGACACUCCAUGGCUACACCGCCACGCCACCUCAGGUUAAGAUAAGCACCAACCAGAGGCAGUAUCUACCUGUAGUAGCUCUCUUACCAGGUAAGGUUACAACAAGCGUUUUAACCAAUACUAGCUACCUUUCUAUUGCAAAAUUCUUUACCAUACUGAAUUGUUUGGAGUAGAAUAUGUACAUGCAUCCCACGUCCUGUCUAUAUGGGAUUCAGCUAUGUAAUUACUUGAUAAGUUACUUAUGUAUAUGAAAAUUAUAUUUCCAUAGUAAAAUUAAGUUUCAUGUAUAUACUUUCCAAGUAAUUACAGAAUCAGAUCCACCCCUACUCCCCUCUUGUGGAAAUACAGCACAAAUGAAUUGAGCUCUUCAGCUGUUAUGUACCUAUUCUCCCCUGAAAGUGGAUGGGGUUUGUCACCUAUACAGAAACAUUAGAAGCACUACCACUAAUUUCAAAAUUUAAGCUGCCGCUCGAGUUUGAAACAUUAGCUAUGUAAUUACUUGGUAAGUAUAUAUGAAACUUAGUUUUAUUAUGAAAAUACCAUUUUUCUCAUGUCUUAAUUAUUUUAUAUUUUGGUUUGAUAAUGGUUAUUUAUUGCAAAUUUUUUUCUCUCUCUAAAGUGAUACUUAAUAUUCAUUUAUCAUUAUUAAUAACUUGGGAGAUAAACAAGGCAAAUAGUGUUAAUAACUUCUAAUUACAUAUAGGCAAGCUUACUGUAAAAUUAAAUUAGUACAAAUGAUUAGCCCCCCACCCCCCAGACACACACAUUUGGUGUUUUACUUUUUUUCCACUUCUUUAAUUUUUAUGUUAACACCCUGUUCCUUGAGAUUUCACUUAUUAGCAGAAUACCGAACAUAGGUGAGCCAAUUGAUAAGAAGAAUGGGUAUUUUGGGUAUCAAGCAUUAACAUAUGUAUGCAGAUUUCACAGCAGUAUAGUAAUGUGUUAAUGGCUGUUAGCAUACAUAUUUUGCAUAUUUUAUAACCCAAAUUAAGUAUUUUACAAAUAAUCUUAAAAUUAAGAGAAAAUAUAUUAACAACAUACGCACUUGGUUACAUUAGUAUUUGCUAUAGUUGGCUAGAGAAAAGACAAGUCAAUGUAAGGAAUGCCACCUUUGCUCUCACAACAAACCUUAUCCAGCAGAUGACAAUAAUAGGCUGUGUGUGCAUGUGUUUAAUAUAUGAAAAAGACCAUAAUAUUUGCUUGUGCCAUGUUGCAAGUAUAGAUCAAUUAAUGUGCAAUCACUGGCUCCAUGUGUACAUUAUUCAGGUAACAUUGCUGCUUUGUGAGGACUGGUGAAGAGGUUGAAUGUAAUGGCAUUUAGUGGCUUAUUGGCUCUAGAACACAGAUUAAUAAGCUGUUAAAGUGUUGUUCUCCACUUGCUAGCUACUGCAUCAUGGUAUCCCUUUACUGUUGUGGCAUUCUAUUAAGAUAUAUGUGAAAAUAUUCCAUUUUUCUUCUUGGAAUGAUGAUUCUAGUGUAUUUGGAUGUCUUAUGCGGCCACACUUUAUUCUCCAGUGUUCAGAUCAAAAUAAUUUAUGUUGUUGGAGCUCACAUUUUUAGAUUUAACUUAAAAACUACCGUAUGUUUGAGAGGUGGAGAUCAAUAAUAAGUUAAUAUAUUCUGUGAUUUGUAUUUUUAACGAUUUAUAUGUUGGAUGAAACCCAUGUAUAAAAGAGUUGCCAGUAAACUAUUCACCUUUGAAAUAUUUUUGUUUACUGUUUUACCUUGAGUAUUGUUAAUGAGAAAUAUUGUUUGGCAAAAUUGUUAUGAUUAUAUUACUGUAAAAAGAUUUUUUAUUCAGGUUGUUAAUGACUGAAAUAAAUGAGAUUCUAUUAGGAAGUUAUUCCUAUAGUAUGCUGAUGUAGAGCUCA
Molecule: messenger RNA, 10796 nt
Organism: Macrobrachium nipponense
Lineage: Eukaryota; Metazoa; Arthropoda; Malacostraca; Decapoda; Palaemonidae
Exons: 3
Coding region: 286-1191 (301 amino acids)
Biological process (GO): tail-anchored membrane protein insertion into ER membrane
Cellular component (GO): GET complex
Source: RefSeq, a predicted model, not a curated record